This is a messenger RNA of Mya arenaria, 2403 nucleotides long. Its product is annotated as fidgetin-like protein 1. The record is from RefSeq and is a predicted model, not a curated record. The coding region runs from base 200 to 2323 and encodes 707 amino acids. Lineage: Eukaryota; Metazoa; Mollusca; Bivalvia; Myida; Myidae. Gene Ontology annotation, cellular component: microtubule. Gene Ontology annotation, molecular function: ATP hydrolysis activity; GTP binding; microtubule severing ATPase activity. Gene Ontology annotation, biological process: microtubule-based process. The transcript is spliced from 19 exons.
GAAAGAGGUAGCCGGGAAAUCUGAGUUUACAUUUAUUUUUAUUUUAUAUUGUUUCAUGAACUGUUUCUUGUUGUCACAUAACCAAUGACUUCGCAAAUUAAAUUUGAUACAUGGUAAAGGAAUGACAGAUAAGCUGAUACCGUGAGUGGAAAGAUGACACGGUAACAGCAAAAGCCUGAAUCUACAAAAAACACACAGAAUGGCUAGUCCCCUUAACAAGGACCAUUUCUUAGCCAGACACAGGGAUCUAGUGUUCAACUCAAAACUUGAAGAUGGCACGGCUAGUGAACGAGCAGACAUCAUCAGGAAUGUGCUUGCCAAUCUGAAAUUUGCUGCUUCAUCUGGAAUGAUAGAACAGGAUGCAGUCAGUUUGAUGACAAUGGAAUAUGAAGACAAGUACACAGACAUUGUUGACUCAUUUGAUGAGCAUACUGGUCUUAACAACUAUGCUGCUGGGGCAUUGGAGCUUUGCAGUGGAUACAAGAAUGAUAGCCAGAACUGGCAGAGUUCUCUUAGCCUGGAGAAGGUUCGAUCCAUGCCUCGGGUCCAGGCCGCCAUCUCAAGAGCUCAGAAAGAAAAUUGCUGCCUUCUCAAAAACAAGAAGCCAAGUGAUCCUCUACCAUGCAGCAAAGGCAGAUCCAACAAGGAAAAUGUCUGCCAGCCUCCUGCAGGUGUUGUCUGUCCUGGCCCGUCUAUAUCAGGAGCCCCCAUUGUAGGCAGCACAGCUGGGUCAGAGGGAGUGAUGAAUCUGUACAGUGGGGUCCAGCCCCUCAGACAUGCCUCUGAGUUGAAAAAUCAGCCCUUCGGACCUGCCUCCAGAAGUAAGGGGUCUGGAGAUCAGCCCCUCAGACCUGCCUCCAGAAGUAGGGAGUUUGGAGAUCAGCCCCAAAGAGCUUCAGUCCCCUUAUGUGAUAGGGAGAAAGUGUUUCAAGGUCAACAUGACAUGCCUCAGCCUGGGUAUAGCCAGGGCAGGGAGCAGGCAGGGAACAGGAAACCACUGUUUUCAAAUGGAGGUAGAAGCCACAAUUUGUUUGGUCAAGUCUCAGGCAAUAGAACUACAGAGAGCUACAGUCACAAGCGACAGUAUGAGCAAGCUGAUGGUGAGGAGGAAGUUGAGACCAGGCCGGUACCCAGCGCAUUUCGCACAGCCAAGCAACAGCUGGACAUUGACAAGGCACGGAAGUAUGGAGGAGGAGGUGGCCAGGCUCAGGUCAACACAGCUGCCUAUGGGACUGCAAAGAAAUCCCUCGGCACUAGGAGAGGGCUGAACAGCAAGUUUGUACCUCCAGUGAUGAACAGGGAGGAAGAGGCUUCAGGGAAUGAGGCAGCAAACACAAUCACACGGGCGGUGUUGAAGACAGGUGGUGGUACAGGGAGUGGGUCUGGGGCAGUGAACAUGGAGGGAAUGGACGAGGAUAAACUGCGCGGCAUCGAACCAAAGAUGGUUGAACUCAUCAUGAACGAGAUAAUGGACAGUGGUCCAGGAAUGACAUGGGAUGAUGUGGCUGGGCUGGAGUUUGCCAAGAAAACUAUCAAAGAGAUUGUUGUCUGGCCUAUGCUUAGACCGGACAUAUUCACAGGAUUGAGGGGGCCACCCAAAGGCUUGCUGUUGUUUGGACCUCCUGGCACAGGAAAAACACUCAUAGGAAAAUGCAUAGCAUCACAGUCAAAGUCCACAUUUUUCUGCAUUAGCGCUUCAUCUCUUACAUCAAAAUGGGUUGGGGAGGGUGAGAAGAUGGUGCGGGCGCUAUUUGCCGUGGCACGUGCCAGCCAGCCUGCUGUCAUCUUUAUUGACGAGAUUGACUCUCUCCUGACCCAGAGAACCGAUGGGGAAAAUGAGGCAUCACGCAGGAUCAAGACAGAGUUCCUUGUGCAAUUGGAUGGUGCUUCAACAAGUUCAGAUGAUCGGAUCUUGGUAAUUGGAGCUACAAACAGACCCCAGGAGAUAGAUGAGGCUGCCCGUCGGCGGUUUGUGAAGCGUCUGUACAUCCCGCUGCCCGAGGCAGAAGCUCGCCAGACGAUCAUCACCAACCUCUUACGCCAGCAGGCACACACGCUCACUAACUCACAGCUACCAACCAUCUGUCAAAGGACAGAAGGUUUCUCGGGUGCAGACAUGGCCACACUUUGCCGGGAGGCUGCCCUCGGCCCUAUACGGGACAUGUCCUUUGGUGACAUAGAGAACAUCUCUGCUGAUCAGGUUCGACCAAUCACAUUUGUUGACUUUGAGGAAGCCCUACAGAAUGUCCGUCCGUCGGUGUCUGACAGGGACUUGGAUGUGUACCUUGAGUGGAACAAAACAUUUGGCAGUGGCUCCAGGUGACCAUGGCAACCUGGUGGGCAGCUAGACAGUUGUUGAUGUUAAUUGUUUUUUGUUAAUUGUCAAAUAAAGUUUUUCACCAA